Messenger RNA from Guillardia theta CCMP2712, 373 nucleotides. Its product is annotated as bola-like protein. Gene Ontology annotation, biological process: intracellular iron ion homeostasis. The record is from RefSeq and is a predicted model, not a curated record. Lineage: Eukaryota; Cryptophyceae; Pyrenomonadales; Geminigeraceae. Gene Ontology annotation, cellular component: cytosol; nucleus. Gene Ontology annotation, molecular function: 2 iron, 2 sulfur cluster binding. The transcript has 2 exons. Bases 23 to 289 code for a protein of 88 amino acids.
CGAGAAAUACUGCAAGGUAGCGAUGGAGAAGAAGCAAAUCACCCCAGGCUUGAUAGAGAACAAGCUGACACAAGCACUGGACGCGACGCUGGUCAAGGCCGAGGAUCUCUCUGAUGGUUGCGGAAUGAAGUUUUCAAUCCUGAUCGUUUCACCCCGAUUCGACGGAAUGCCUCUCGUCGAGAGGCAUCGAGCUGUACACGCAGCUCUAGAGAAGGAGACGCCAGACAUUCAUGCUCUCACCCUCAAGUGCUUGACGCCGCAACAGCACCAGGCAGCAACCGCAUCUUGAAGGGCCCGGACCGGGUCAGGCACGACAGCAGUCAGGGUAGUUGAUGUCACUAGCAUCUGAUACAUAAAGAACAAGCUGAACGUC